GUCCUUCCUGUGAGUCUUACAUUUUUCUCCCAUCCAAACUCGUGAUUAGCGAGGAAUACCAGAGUCCAUUUUCUCACCAAAUCACACCAUCCAAACAGACAAAAAAACUAGCCAGUGGCAUGUUGUAGCAACUUUUCUAUGGAAGCUAAGCAGAAAAGAAUCAGACCCUGUGGCAGCGGAGGGGGAAUCAGGUGCAGCAUUCAUGGCCUUACAACAAUCUUUGUUUUCUAUGCGUUAGUAUUUUUCACAGCAAGAGAGAAGAAAAUGGUAGUGUUAGAUGUCGAAAAGGGUGGGAAAUGCGAUUUGUCUGCGGGAAAGUGGGUAUACGAUGAUAGUAAUAGCUCUAAUUACCCUUCAUACAAAACUCAAGAAUGCUCAUACAUGGAUGAUGGAAUGGCUUGUGAAAAGUUUGGGAGAAAGGACCUCAACUAUCAGCAUUGGAGAUGGCAGCCUCAUGACUGUGAUCUUCCCGGGUUCAAUGCAGAAGCAAUGUUGGAGAUGCUAAGAGGCAAAAGGCUUGUGUUUGUUGGGGAUUCACUGAACAGGAACCAAUGGGUCUCAAUGGUCUGCCUCGUCGAUGCUUCAAUUCCUCUGGCUCAGAAGUCUCUGAACUUUGAACUCAAUGGCUCCUUAUUUACCUUCAAGGCUACUGAAUAUAACGCCUCGAUUGAUUUUUACUGGGCUCCGUUGCUGCUGGAAUCGAACUGUGAUGGUCCGUACAACCAUCGUAUAAAAGAGAGAAUUGUCCGAGUCCACGCGAUUGAGAAGCACGCUAGGCACUGGACUAACGCGGACAUAUUGGUCUUCAAUUCUUACAUAUGGUGGACGUCGCAUAAAAUGAAAAUUCAGUGGGGAUCGUUUGAAAGCCCCGGUGAAGUCGAUGGAGAUUAUUUAGAAGCGCAACGAAUCUAUGAGAUGGCUCUGAAGACUUGGUCGGAUUGGUUGGAAACUCGUGUCAAUCGCACCAAGACCAGAUUGUUUUUCGUUAGCUUCUCACCCACUCACGAACGGGCCGAAGAAUGGGGGAAGCCUGCAGACCAAAACUGCUACAACGAAACCGAGCCAAUUUCGAAAGAAGGGUAUUGGGGACGCGGAUCAGAUCCUAAAAUGAUGGGAAUUGAUCCUAAGAUGAUGCAAAUCGUGGAGAAAUCAGUAUUCGAAUUACAGAAAAAAGGUGUGGAGAUACAAAUUCUCAACAUAACACAGCUCUCAAAGUACCGAAAAGACGCUCAUUCGUCAAUUUAUAAGAGGCACUGGAGUCCUCCUACCAAAGAACAAUUAGGGAAACCCAAGACCUAUGCAGAUUGUAUGCAUUGGUGUCUUCCUGGAGUUCCUGAUGUUUGGAAUGAACUCCUCUAUGCCCACCUUAAAAAAUAUUGAUAUAAUUCAGAACAAAAAUCGGCAGAGUCUUCUUGGAGUUCCUAAGCCCCGUUCUCCUAAGGUUCUUAUUUUUUCAUUACUUAUUUUCUGUUUUAUGAGACAGGUCAUUCU
Messenger RNA from Rhododendron vialii, 1491 nucleotides. RefSeq names its product protein trichome birefringence-like 34. Gene Ontology annotation, cellular component: Golgi apparatus. NCBI's taxonomy places the organism in Eukaryota, Viridiplantae, Streptophyta, Magnoliopsida, Ericales, Ericaceae. The record is from RefSeq and is a predicted model, not a curated record. Gene Ontology annotation, molecular function: O-acetyltransferase activity. Bases 139 to 1380 code for a protein of 413 amino acids. The transcript is spliced from 5 exons.